This is a messenger RNA of Pocillopora verrucosa, 2303 nucleotides long. Its product is annotated as E3 ubiquitin-protein ligase TRIM71-like. NCBI's taxonomy places the organism in Eukaryota, Metazoa, Cnidaria, Anthozoa, Scleractinia, Pocilloporidae. Gene Ontology annotation, molecular function: zinc ion binding; ubiquitin protein ligase activity; protein binding. Gene Ontology annotation, biological process: protein polyubiquitination; proteasome-mediated ubiquitin-dependent protein catabolic process. The record is from RefSeq and is a predicted model, not a curated record.
AUGGAUAUCAAAACCUUGCUCCAUAAUCUCCGUGAAGAAGUUUCUUGUUCAAUUUGUUCCAACAUAUUCACCGAUCCAAAACAGCUACCAUGUUUGCACAGUUUCUGCCUAAAUUGCUUGAAACAGUGGCAAAGAACAAGCCAUGGCCAAGACACAAUCAGAUGCCCAAACUGUCAAGCUCUUAGCAGAGUCCCUGAAACUGAUGAUCUGAAAGAUCUUCCAACCAGUUUCUACCUCAACGGUAUGAUCGAUAUGUUGGCCAUCAAGGAAUGCAAAACCAACCAAGUUCGAUGCGGAAACUGCGACGAGAGAAGAUCCGAGACCUCUUAUUGUUUUCAAUGUUACGCGUUUUGGUGCAAUGAGUGCAUACUCGCGCACGACAUCAUCCGAGGAAAUAGAGAUCACCGUGUUCUGGCGCUGGAAGACUUUCAAGACGAGGACUAUCAAGAGGUAUUGCAACGACCUGAAUGGUGCCCUAAACAAGGACAUAAAGGAGAAGAACUAAAAUACUUUUGCAAAAACUGUGAAACAGCAGUUUGCCAAGCUUGUGUUAUAGUAGACCACGCAGGUCACUCCAUGACACUGAUUGAAGAAGAAGCAGAAAAACAGAGGACUCAGAUGAGAGCUUUGAUUGAAACUCAGACACAAAAGUUGCAAGCUAAAAUGAACGAGGUUCAAAUUCUUGAUGACGAAUUCGCCCAACUUAAACAACGAAGUGAAGAGGCUAAGAAAGAAGUUCAAGCAUUCGUGGAUAACUUGAUUGCUGUCAUCGAAGCCAAAAAACGUAACCUAUUUAAAGAGUUGGAAAUCCAAACAAACAGGUCAAAAGAAAACUUAACGAAGCGUAAGGCUUCCAUUGAAAAGCAAAUGACGAUCAUACGAUCAUCUCUUGUCAAAGCUGAUAAACUGUUAACACGAAGUUCAAACAGCGAAGUCGUUCAACUGAAGAGAUCAUUAGCAACGAUCUGUGAGAAUAUUGAUCGAGCCGAGCCAAUUGUCUGUGACCACGAAAAUACACCACUUCGUUUAGUAUUCGAGAACAACCAAAAGAUGUUGGACACAAUCAACAACGAAGAAAUUGGUUUUCUGGAAGAACCGAACCGAACAAAACCAAGUCGAUGUGUCGUUGAAGGAAGAGGACUUAAGUUAGGUAUAGCUGGACGCCAGGCUCACUUUCUACUGACCACAAACAACUCGAGAGGAGAGCGGUGCUAUAAUGCGCGUGACCAUGUAACUGUAGAGAUUAAGGAUAAACAAGGACGAGAAUGCGCGUCGGAAGUACACCUUGAUCCUGAUCAAGAUGGAACAUACAAGAUUGGUUAUUUUCCCCAAGUUCCGGGCAGAUAUGAAGUGACAAUAAUGGCAAACGGGGAACAUGUUCAUGGUAGCCCUUUUGCUGUACAGGUACAACCAUUUAAGGUUCAACCUGUUUUAUCUUUUGGAAAACACGGCUCGUCCGCUGGAAUGUUUGUACUUCCAUGGGGUGUGGCAGUGAAUACCAAGGACGAGAUAGCAGUCACAGAUUUUGAUUGCAACAGAGUCCAAAUAUUUAACAGUGAUGGAACUUAUUUGCGAUCCUUUGGCCGGUUUGGCACAAACAAGGGAGAAUUUCUUAGACCAACGGGUAUAGCUUUCAGCAAAAAUGGAUGCAUCUUCGUAGCAGACAACAACAACAAUAGAAUACAAACUUUUACUGAAAUGGGCGAGUUUGUGGGAAGCUUUGGUGGAAAAGGAAGCAUGGACAAUCAGCUCUCUGAUCCUUGCGGUUUGUCUGUAGACAGUGAUGGCAACAUCAUUGUUGCUGAUACGGGUAACAAAUUGAUUAAGAUCUUUGCUCCUGAUGGCACGUUCCUAAGGAAAUUUGGAGAACAAGGCUCUCUUUCCUAUCCUAUCCACUGCGUUGAGUGCGAUAACAAUUUCGUAGUUUCAGACAUGAAUGAUAAUUGCCUCAAAGUUUUCGACAGGAAAGGAAACUUUAAGUACAAGUUUGGACAGCUUUUCCAACCUAGAUGUUUGUCCUUGACAACGGCAGGCCACCUAGUAGUUUGCGACACAGGUAAUCAUAUGGUAAAAGUAUUUGAGCUAAAUGGAACAUUUGUCGGGGAUUUUGGCACAAAAGGCAACAAUUUAGGAGAAUUUGAUGUUCCAUGGUCCGCAGCAGUUUUAAACAAUGGCCGAAUUGUAGUGUUGGACCGAGGUAAUUCAAACAUUCAGAUAUUUAAGUGACAACAAAACUCCAAGAGUUAACUAAUGACAUUUCACUGAGAAACUACAUUUGGAACAAGAUUUCAUUAAAUAUAGAG